Trypanosoma grayi is the source of this 1170-nucleotide messenger RNA. RefSeq names its product protein kinase. NCBI's taxonomy places the organism in Eukaryota, Euglenozoa, Kinetoplastea, Trypanosomatida, Trypanosomatidae. The record is from RefSeq and is a predicted model, not a curated record. The coding region runs from base 1 to 1170 and encodes 389 amino acids. Gene Ontology annotation, molecular function: protein kinase activity; ATP binding. The transcript has a single exon. Gene Ontology annotation, biological process: protein phosphorylation.
AUGGCGGACGACCAGCUGCUCGUGGCAAAGCAGAUGGACCUCACGUCCAUGUCCGACAAGGACAAGAAGUACCUCGCAGGGGAGAUACAGUGCCUCGCGGCGUGCAAACACUUCGCCAUCAUAAAUUACAUUGAGGACUUCGCGGAGGACAACUUUAUGCUCAUCAUCAUGGAGUUCGCCGAUGCCGGCGACUUAAACGCGCAGAUUAAGCUUCGGGAGCGCGAGGGGAUGAACUACUUUGAGGAGCACGAGGUCGGCUACACAUUUGUACAGCUCGCCAUGGCGCUCGAGCACAUCCACCGCAACCGCAUGCUCCACCGCGACGUGAAAGGGGCGAACGUAAUGCUCAUGGCGAACGGCAUCGUCAAGCUGGGCGACUUUGGUUUCAGCCACAUGUACGAGGUGACGGUGUCAGGGGAGGUGGCGCAGACGUUCUGCGGCACGCCGUACUACCUCGCGCCCGAGCUGUGGCGGCGCCAGCGGUAUAGUAAGAAGGCGGAUGUGUGGGCACUUGGCAUUCUGCUGUACGAGAUGAUGGCCCUGCGCCGCCCGUUCGUGGGGAAAGGCAUGCGGCUGCUGAUGGAGUCCGUGCUCUUGGGGAAGGUGUCGGUGCCGCUCCCGGCGAAGUUCAGUCCUGAGCUGCGUGGUGUCUGCAUGGAGCUGCUGCAGGAGGACCCCAACAAGCGUCCGUCGAUGGCGCAGCUGUGCAAGAUGCCGUACAUGGUGCGGCUGCUGAAGGACUUCAAGUUCAGCGUCUCGGUGUCGCCGCACAUCACGGAGGCGUCGAAGAAACAAAUACUGCAGAACGUCGACGAGGUCCUCAAUAGCGACAGCGGCCCUGCGUACGUUGGGCCUGUCGGGGAAGUCUGCACAUCGAUAUUUCACGAGGGUAAUGUCCGCAAGGAGAGCAACAAGGAGUGGAAGGAGCGCUUCCUCGUACUGCGUGACGGCCAUUUUGUCAUCAGCCGCCGCAAAGGCGAGCGGGAGGCGAAGCCGCUGUCCGUUAACGCCGUCGCCAGCGUCGUGCCGGUCCCGUUCCAAACCGCGAAGAUGGACGGCGUAUUUGCCAUCAACGUGCGAGAGCAGCGCCCGCUGUGGUUCCAGGCACCCAGCCGCAAGGAGGCGGACGAGUGGAUCCACAAGAUUCAGCAGGCAAUGGGCAUCGCGUGA